UUCUACAACCCACAAUGUUCCUGGGUCCAUAAUCCCAGAGGGAUAAAGAAUAGGAAAGCUAUCAGGGGAGAGGAUGAGAUACAGAGCUCUGGUGGUGGGAACUGUGUGGAAUUGUACCUCUCUUAUCCUAUGGUCUUGUCAAUACUUGCAUUUUAUAAACAAUUUUUUUAAAAGAGUGUCGAAAGAAGGAAGGAAAGAAAGAAAAAGAAAGAAAAGAAAGGAUACCCAAAAUCAAAAUGAGUUCCUCUACAUGACCAUCACACAGUUAAACUCUGCAAACCACAACUUCAUCUACGUCAAACAUUUCAAAAACCACACAAAAAGGAAAGAAAAUUUUGAGACCUGCAGUGGGGUGGUUUCUGCUAUCAUCAGUCCAACAGCUAGCUCACUUUUCUUGGGAGACAAGCAGCACCAAGCCAGCCAAGGCUCAAAACUCUAUCCCCAGGUUACUUGGGACUUCUUAAUUGAGAUACUCUUCCUAACCCAUAAGAUGGCAAAUAUGUCUCUCUCCUGCCCGAUCUACAGAGACAUGGAGCCUUUCCCGUAUUUCUUUUACCUAGUUUUCCUCGUUGGGAUUAUCGGCAGUUGCUUUGCAGCCUGGGAUUUCUCCCAGAAAAACAGGGACACCAGGUGCAUGAGCAUAUACUUAGUCAAUCUGCUCACAGCUGACUUCCUGCUCACGCUGGCCCUGCCAGUCAAGAUCGUGGUGGACCUGGGCGUGGCGCCCUGGAGGCUGAGGAUCUUCCACUGUCAGGUCACGGCCUGCCUCAUCUACAUUAAUAUGUACUUGUCCAUCAUCUUCCUGGCGUUUGUCAGCCUGGAUCGCUGUCUCCAGCUGAUGCACAGCUACAAGGUUUACCGGAUACAAGAACCCGGCUUUGCCAAGAUGCUAUCGACCGUUGUGUGGCUGAUGGUCCUCCUCAUCAUGGUGCCCAACAUGGUGCUCCCCAUCAGAGACGUCAAUGAGAAGCCCAACGUGGGCUGCAUGGAGUUCAAAAGGGAGCUCGGGAGAAACUGGCAUUUGCUCACAAACUUCAUAUGCACUGCGAUCUUUCUCAAUUUCUCAGCCAUCAUUUUGAUAUCCAACUUCCUUGUGGCUCGACAACUCUACCGGAACAAGGACAAUGACAACUAUCUGUUCGUGAGGAGGACGCUUGUCACCAUACUCUUAGUGACUGCCGGCUACAUUGUCUGCUUUGUGCCCUAUCACAUUGUCCGCAUCCCAUACACGCUCAGCCAGGUCCAGGUGGUCACCUCCGACUGCCCCACCAGGAUUUCCCUCUUCAAAGCCAAGGAGGCCACGCUCCUCCUGUCUGUGUCCAACCUGUGCUUUGACCCCUUUCUGUACUAUCAUCUCUCAAAGGCAUUCAGCACCACAGUCACUGAGACUUUCACUCACGAGAAGACCAGAGCUCAGAAAGAAAAGCUGAGUUGUGAAAAUGAUGUGUAAAGUCUGGACUGUCCAUACUGUUGCUUUCUGUCUUGCUGGACAAAGCACAAAACUACUGGGCAAGAGAAAGAGAGAACCAAGGGUCGGCAAAAGAGUUUACAUGGAUAGUGAACCUGCUUUGCCCUGUGUGUGACUCAGGUCUAAGCAAGGCCCCCAUCACAAUGGUGAAAACGUUGGUGCUGUGGUAUGUGGUAUGUUUCCCUCUCCUCUGUCUGUCUGGGAAAAAAAAAAAAGAAAAACUAGCCCUGAAUAUUGAACCCCAAAAAAUGAAAAAGAAAGAAAAAGGAAGAGAGAUGCUAAGUCAAAAAUACAGACACAGUGAGCAAUUGUGGUCUGGCUGACCCAGAAAUUCUAUUUCUACGUGCAGGCCACACCACCUACCUGUGGCUAAGAAUGAAUCUUAACCAAAAUAUUUGCAACCCCUGCCCCCCCCAAAAAAAGAUGAAAAAGUCAUGUUGGACCUUUAUAAAACUGUCAUAUCCUGGAAGCCCAAAGGAUGCCUACAACAUAGGCACAGAGAUAUUCAUUUAAAUACAUGGAACUAACUUCUUGAUAGAAUAUGCAAAACAGUCUCUAUGAAGUGCCAGAAUGCCCUUCAGCAACACGAUUUAAGGCUCUUUAGGUCAAAGAGAAGGAAAAAAAAGCUUUUUUUUUUCCAGGAAACCACUUGUGUGACUAAUUUUUAAUCCCUAAUUUCAAAGACAACAUACUCCAGUUUUGUUUUGUUUUUAAGCAUUCAGUCACUUUCUAACUUAAUAACUAAAAACUUAUUUCUAUAAAAAAAAAGGCCUAUCAAUGUGUGGAUAGGUUUAAAUGUAACAUAUAAGUAAAUGCUCCUCUUUUAUCUGUAAGUUACAAAUAAACCCUUUCCUGCUAUUAGGAAUGACAGAUCCAGUGAUUUCUUAUCUCCUGUAGAAACAGGAAACAGAUGCUAUAACAUUUCUCAUCAUUAGAAGUUAAGUUGUAGUAACUACUUAAACCACCGUUUGGAAUUAAAAGCUCAUAUAAAAAGAUACAGAACAGUGAAAUAAAAAUUGAACAACAGGGAGUCGGGCUGUAGCGCAGCGGGUUAAGCGCUGUUGGUGGUGCAAAGCACAAGGACCGGCAUAAGGAUCCCAGUUCGAACCCCGGCUCCCCACCUGCAGGGGAGUCGCUUCACAGGCGGUGAAGCAGGUCUGCAGGUGUCUGUCUUUCUCUCCUUCUCUCUGUCUUUCCCUCCUCUCUCCAUUUCUCUCUGUCCUAUCCAACAAUGACGACAACAACAAUAAUAACGACAACAAUAAAACAAGGGCAACAAAAGGGAAUAAAUAAAAUAAAUAAAUAAAUUUAAAAAAAAAUUGAACAACAAAAAAAAGAAGCUCUGUAUUUAAAAAUAAAACAAAAUAAACAGUAACACUGGCCAAAUGAUUUUUUUACAAUAUUUAUUUAUUCCCUUUUGCUGCCCUUGUUGUUUUACCAUUGUAGUUAUUACUGA
Molecule: messenger RNA, 2924 nt
Organism: Erinaceus europaeus (western European hedgehog)
Lineage: Eukaryota; Metazoa; Chordata; Mammalia; Eulipotyphla; Erinaceidae
Gene: GPR171
Product: G protein-coupled receptor 171
Exons: 2
Coding region: 74-1450 (458 amino acids)
Biological process (GO): G protein-coupled receptor signaling pathway
Cellular component (GO): membrane
Molecular function (GO): G protein-coupled purinergic nucleotide receptor activity
Source: RefSeq, a predicted model, not a curated record